Molecule: messenger RNA, 1623 nt
Organism: Plasmodium inui San Antonio 1
Lineage: Eukaryota; Apicomplexa; Aconoidasida; Haemosporida; Plasmodiidae
Product: T-complex protein 1 subunit eta
Exons: 2
Coding region: 1-1623 (540 amino acids)
Biological process (GO): protein folding
Cellular component (GO): chaperonin-containing T-complex
Molecular function (GO): ATP binding; ATP-dependent protein folding chaperone; ATP hydrolysis activity
Source: RefSeq, a predicted model, not a curated record
AUGAGCCACUUAAUGUCCCUACCCAUCGUGCUGCUGAAGGAAGGCACGGACAAGGCCCACGGCAAGAGCCAAAUCAUCCGCAACAUAAACGCGUGCCAGAUUAUCGUGGACAUAAUAAGGACGACCCUUGGACCCCGCGGCAUGGACAAGCUGAUUUACACGGAGAGAGAUGUUACCAUAACAAAUGAUGGCGCGACGGUGAUGAAUCUGCUAAACAUUUCUCAUCCCGCAGCGUGCAUCCUAGUGGACAUUGCGAAAUCACAGGACGACGAAGUGGGAGAUGGAACCACCUCCGUCGUAGUAGUAGCAGGAGAGUUACUAAACGAAGCGAAGCAAUUAAUUAACGAUGGAAUAGAACCCAAUAUGAUAAUCGAUGGGUUCAGAAAAGCCUGCACCGUAGCGAUAAAUAAGUUGAAUGAUCUGAGUCUUAGGUUUGUGAGCAAAAGUGAGGAGGAAAAAAAAGAAAUCCUAAUUAAGUGUGCACAGACAGCAUUAAAUUCGAAGCUUGUUUCGAAUCACAAGGCCUUCUUUAGCGAUUUAGUGGUAAAUGCAGUGUACAAACUAGGAGAUAACCUAGACAAAUCAAACAUCGGCAUUAAGAAAGUCAGGGGGGGGUCCUGCUUAGACACACAACUGAUUUAUGGGGUGGCGUUUAAGAAGACUUUCUCCUAUGCAGGUUUCGAACAACAGCCCAAAACAUUUCUGAACCCGAAGAUCCUACUCCUAAAUGUAGAAUUAGAAUUAAAAGCAGAAAAGGAGAAUGCAGAGGUUCGGAUUGAUAAUCCGAAUGACUACAACUCCAUUGUACAGGCCGAAUGGGAAAUCAUUUUUAAAAAAUUGAAUUUAAUAAAAGAGAGUGGAGCAAACAUCGUUUUGUCGAGGCUUCCCAUUGGAGAUAUAGCCACUCAGUUCUUUGCCGAUAAUGAUAUCUUCUGUGCAGGCAGAGUGGAGGAUGCCGACUUAAAACGAACGGCGAACGCAACAGGUGCUAUCGUACAGACGUCCCUAUUCAACCUACACGAAGGUAUAUUAGGCAAUUGUGGUGUCUUUGAAGAAAUACAAAUUGGCAACGAAAGAUACAACAUCUUCAAAGAGUGCCUAAAGACAAAGACAGUCACAAUUAUUCUAAGAGGAGGUGCCAAUCAGUUCAUUGAAGAGGUCGAGAGAUCAAUUAAUGACGCCAUUAUGAUUGUGCUUAGAUGUAUCGGCAACUCGGAAAUCGUUCCGGGAGCAGGAUCUAUAGAGAUGCAAUUGUCCAAACAUCUCAGAAUAUAUAGCCGAUCCAUCUGCAACAAGGAACAGAUCGUGUUGUACUCAUUCGCCAAGGCUCUUGAAUCCAUUCCUAGACACCUCUCUCACAACGCAGGUUAUGACUCAACAGAUAUUCUGAACAAACUGAGGAAGAAACACUCCGAGGAGACCAGCGACAUCUGGUACGGAGUGGACUGCCACGAGGGAGACAUCAUUAAUGCGUAUGAACACUGCAUUUUCGAAGUCACCAAAAUUAAGAGGAACGUAAUUUACAGCGCUACCGAGGCUGCCUGCCUCAUCCUCUCCAUCGACGAGACUAUAAAGAACCCGGCCAGCAACGCCGAAAAGGGCCCCCGAAAGCCAUACGCCUGA